UAAUGAAUCUCAAUUGAGUAACGCUGAUUGAGAAAUAUAAUGUUGAUUGAUUCAUUUUCUUGUACAGUCAAUAUCGAGCUGUGCUACUGGAUAUGCAGAUUGAAUAAUUGAGAAAAACCAUGACUUUUGCUACAACGAUUUCGAUAAUCAUCAUUCUGCUGGGACUACUUGUGACAUUGAUGAAACGCAAAUAUACAUUCUGGAAAAACAGAAACGUACAAACACCUCCCUUCAAAUUUGGAUGGGGUAAUUUCCAAGAUCCAAUUCUUCAGAGAAGAUGUUUCUCUGACACACUGAAGGAUUUCUAUCGUUUCUUCAAGUCCAGGCAACUUCAACAUGGUGGCCUUUACAGCUUUAUAUUCCCAGUUUACGUACCAAUCGAUUUGGACAUAAUAAAAUCCAUCCUUCUGGUCGAUUUCGAUCAUUUUGCACACAGAGGAUUCUACAUGAACGAAGUCGAUGAUCCGUUGAGCGCUACGAUUUUUGCUUUGAACGAAGACAAGUGGCGAUGGGUUAGAGCAAAGUUCAGCCCUGCAUUUAGUCCUGCAAAGCUGAAGGUGAUGUUUGACAGCAUUAUGAGAUGUGGAGAAGAAUUUGCAGAUACAAUUGGAGAGGUAUGUAACGAAGCUGUGGAUAUCACCGAGGUCAACGGAGGUUACACUAUGAAUAUUAUUGGACAAUGCGCCUUUGGCAUCGAAUGCAACUCUUUGAAGGAACCUAAAAAUGAGUACAUCGUCAAUGGAACUGCUUUCUUCGAGAGAUCUUUACUGGAAAACAUUAAAAUUCAACUGACAGAAAUAGUCCCUGAACUGAUGAAGAAGCUGCACAUAUCUAUUACUCGUCCAAGCGUUACUGAUUUUUAUAAGCGUCUUACCUUUCAAGCCAUGGAAUAUAGAGAGAAGAACAAAAUAGUUAACAACGAUUUAUUAGAUUUAUUGAUAAAGAUGAAGAACAUGAAUGAAUCCAAUGAUGAUGUUGACAGCAUAGAUAAAACUUGUGCAAAAAAAUUACCUUUUGGUGAAAUUGUUGGUUUAGCAUAUUCGAUGUUUUUAGCAAGUUUUGAAACAACGUCUAUAGCUAUUUCUUUCACCCUGUACCUUCUAGCUUCACACAGAGAUAUCCAAGAGAAAGCUAGGGAUGAAGUGAUUCGAGUAAUGAAAAAAUAUAAUGGAAAACUGACGUAUGAAUCGAUGUCUGAAUUUGUGUAUCUAGACAUGGUUAUAGAUGAAAGUAUGAGGUUAUACCCUCCAGUACACCAUUUAUAUAGAAUGUGUACAAAAGAUUACAAAGUACCCGGCACCGAUCUUAUCCUGAGAAAAGGACAGAAAGUAUUCGUACCUGUUAUAGGUAUACACCAUGAUGAAGAGUAUUAUCCUGAUCCUGAAAAAUUCGAUCCUGAAAGAUUUUCUACUGAAAAUUCAAAUGAUAGAAAUCCAAUAACGUUUAUGCCUUUUGGGAUAGGGCCAAAAUACUGCCUAGCCCAACGUUUCGGAUUACUUCAAGUCAAGAUUGCACUAAUAAUGGUACUGCAGAGAUUCGAAAUGUCCACUAACGAAAAAACAAAAAAUCCACUGGAAUUCAGCACUGGAAACCAUAUCACAUUGUUUCCCAAAGAUGGAAUUUGGUUGAACAUGAAGAAAAUCAUUGAAUGAAAGUGUUGUGGAAGAUUCACAUGUCCAAUUUAUCUCAUAAACUAAAUUUUAUAACAAAAUUUUAUAUCUAUAAAGUUAUUAAAGUUGUUCAAUAAUGUACUGAAUUUCGAGACAGUCAGAAAUGUAGCCUUAUAAAGCCACAGUGUGGCGAAACAAUUAUUGUUAACAAUUAAAUAAUCCAGUG
Molecule: messenger RNA, 1836 nt
Organism: Harmonia axyridis
Lineage: Eukaryota; Metazoa; Arthropoda; Insecta; Coleoptera; Coccinellidae
Product: probable cytochrome P450 6a13
Exons: 5
Coding region: 120-1652 (510 amino acids)
Molecular function (GO): heme binding; oxidoreductase activity, acting on paired donors, with incorporation or reduction of molecular oxygen; iron ion binding
Source: RefSeq, a predicted model, not a curated record